GAUAUCGGUAGUUAGAAAAUUACUUUUAAAAGAGAGUGUAUAAGAAAGAUCUGUCUGUAUAAAGUGAUUAAUUAACAAAAAUAAUUAAACAAUUGAAAAUUUAAAUUGAAAUUUAAAUUUAUUUUAAUUUGUUUAAUUUAAAAUUAAGAUAAAAAACUUUCAUGUCCAGGCUUUAAUUACAGCUCAUCCACGUGUUUGCUACUGACGUUUGCUAUAAAAUGCCUGCGACUAAACUACGUCAACGUCCUGGCCACUAUUUAUGUGGUUUAGCCAAUUGGCAUCCAGCCUGGAUGCAACGUUAUGCCAACACAAAAAUGUUUAUGGCCGUCUAUGGUUUGUUGGGCACCAUACAGGCCAUGUCGUACAUGUAUUUUAUAGUCACGUUAACGACCAUUGAGAAAAGAUUUAAAAUACCCAGUCAAACAACAGGUAUUAUCCUUAGUGGCAAUGAAAUAUCACAAAUUCUCUUAUCCCUAAUACUAUCGUAUAUUGGUGGCCAAAGAAAUCGUCCACGCUGGAUUGCCUGGGGUAUUGUAUUUUGCGGCUUAUCCUGUUUCAUAUUGGCUCUGCCACACUUUAUCUAUGGAGCAGGGCAAGAUGCCUUGGAAUUGACUAAGGAAUAUUAUGAAAGUGCGGUUGGAGAUAAUGUGACAACUACCAUAUCAUUGGUUAAUUCGACCAUUAAAAAUUCUCAGCAAUUGUGUGGCGCUUUGAAACUUAAUCAGGAAUGUGAGUCGUUAUUAUCGGUGGUGCCUCUAGUCUUGAUAUUUCUCUCUCAAUUUGUUCUCGGUGUGGGUAAUACUCUAUACUAUUCGCUGGGCCAAACAUAUCUAGAUGAUAAUACAAAGAAAACAAAUACACCUCUAAUGCUGGCGGUAGCCAUGUCGCUAAGAAUGAUUGGUCCCAUUGUGGGAUUUUUCAUAGGUUACUUGUCCUUAAAUAUGUUUAUUGAUCCCAGCAAAACACCUUUGAUUGACAACAAGGAUCCCAGAUGGUUGGGCGCCUGGUGGUUUGGUUGGAUGAUUUUGGGCACUUUAAUGGUAUUAUUUUCGGGUUUAAUUGGUCUUUUUCCCAAAGAAUUGCCUAAAAAAAAUAAACAUUUGUAUAACUCCCAUAUGCCUCAAGUAUUGAGACUUGAAGAAUUGCAAAUGGACGAAGGUCUACCAUUAGGUAGAGGUUUCUCUUCUAAUGCCACAUUAGAUACACCAACAGCGGGUACUUCUGAUUUUCCCACAUUGAAAGACUUCCCCAAAGCUCUUAUGCGCUUGCUGCGCAACAAACUUCUAAUCUACAACAUCAUCUCCGGAGUUUUCUAUAUUCUGGGUGCCGCUGGUUACAUGACAUUCUUAACCAAAUAUAUGGAAGUUCAGUUCCAUAAAACUGCUCAAAGUGCCACAAUUAUUGUGGGUCCUGUAUCAAUUAUUGGCAUGGUUAUUGGUUUAAUUGGUUCGGGUUUAAUUAUAUCAAAGAAGAAACCCUCACCCAGUAAGGUUUUAAUGUGGAAUGUUAUAGUGGGUUUCGUUUAUAUAUUGGGUCAAAUAUCGUAUAUGUUUAUGUACUGUAAUGACACGGUAUCGGUGGAUCAAGUUGGUGGCAAAUUAAAUCUUACUGCUACUUGUAAUGCCAAUUGUGCUUGCAAUGAUGUGCCAUAUUCUCCUGUUUGUCAUGAGGCAACAGAGAUCACAUAUUUCUCACCCUGUCAUGCAGGAUGUCUUAAGUGGAAUGCGGAUCUUAAGUACUACUCAAACUGUUCCUGUUUAUACACAAAUCUGAUUACUUCCACCACAGAGCUACCCUUUACAACAGAAUCAAGUAUUUUUUCAACAUUCUCUACAGCAGGAGGCUCCAUGCUGCCGAAAUUAUUAGAACCAUUAUUGACCACUACAACGCUAAUGCCCACAACAACCACACUAAGACCAUCCACUACCAGCUCCAUAGCCAGUACGACUGAAAGUCUGUUAGACUACUCCUCAACUCAAGACAGUUAUGACACCACUUUCUACAAUGUAGUCACAGAGGAAGGCAUAAUUUCCAGAGCCCGACGUUCUUUGGAUGAUGUAGCAAAUGUUCUUAAACCAGGCGUUUGUUUAAAAGGUUGCAACGUUGCCUUCUGGACUUUCUCCGUGGCCUCCAUGAUAGUUAAUUGGUUUGGCUCUUCUGGUCGCAUUGGUAAUUUAUUGGUGAACUAUAGAUCUGUCUCCACAGAGGAUAAAUCCUUUGCUCAGGGUUUAUCGCUUAUGAUGGUGAGUCUGUUGGCUCUUAUACCGGGUCCCAUUAUAUUUGGGCGCAUUAUCGAUUCGACUUGCUUGAAGUGGACGAGAACAUGUAAUGGCAAUGGUAAUUGUCAAAUAUAUGAUCAAACAGCCUUUAGAUAUUUGGUCAAUACUGUGGCAUUUUCUUUAACCGCCAUAGGCGUAGUAUUCGAUAUUCUAGUUUGGUAUCAUGGCCGCCAUUUAGAUUUAUAUGGCGAAAAGGAGGCUCAACGUUUACAGGAAAGGGAGCGUAGAAAUAAGCCCAUAACACCAUUAUUAGCCAAAAAAUAAUAUGAAUUUUGUUUGUUUAAGUAUUAAGUAAAACGAAUUUUAUACAUUUAUUUAGUCCUAUGAACUAUACAAUUAACACACAUUGUCAUUUUGUAUAUUAAUAAAUACUCUGGGCAACAUGUUGCUAAUAACAUUGGGAUGUUAGCAACAUUUUUUUGCUUUUGUUGAGCAGAGUAUUUUGCUUUUUUGUAUAUUUUCAAGUUUUUUUUUUGUUUUCAUUAAUGUUUAUUUAUUUUAAUUAAUAAAUAUAAAUUAAGGACUUUUUAGUUCAAUUUAAAAUAUGUAACCUAAAA
Calliphora vicina (urban bluebottle blowfly) is the source of this 2836-nucleotide messenger RNA. It is a transcript of the gene Oatp33Ea, whose product is annotated as Organic anion transporting polypeptide 33Ea. The record is from RefSeq and is a predicted model, not a curated record. The coding region runs from base 219 to 2543 and encodes 774 amino acids. Gene Ontology annotation, molecular function: protein binding. NCBI's taxonomy places the organism in Eukaryota, Metazoa, Arthropoda, Insecta, Diptera, Calliphoridae. The transcript is spliced from 9 exons. Gene Ontology annotation, cellular component: plasma membrane. Gene Ontology annotation, biological process: transmembrane transport; sodium-independent organic anion transport.